Molecule: messenger RNA, 1011 nt
Organism: Miscanthus lutarioriparius
Lineage: Eukaryota; Viridiplantae; Streptophyta; Magnoliopsida; Poales; Poaceae
Source: the annotation of a GenBank genome assembly
AUGGCGUGUGUUCCGCGGCCGUCUCCGGUGCCCACCCUGCUCCGCCUCCUCUCCUCCCACACCUCCUUCUCCGCCGCCGCCCACGCCGCCCUACUCAAGUCCUGCUCCCUCUCCAGCCCCGUCCCGAUCGCGGCCACCGCCCUCCUCACCGCCUACGCGAAUGCCGGACUCCCGAGCGCCGCGUCCCGCCUGUUCGACGAAAUGCCCGCGAGGGACGCCGUCGCGUGGAACGCGCUUCUCGCCUGCCUCGUCUGUCACGCGUGCCCCGGGGCGGCCGCCGCGGCCUUCCGCGGCAUGGCCGCCUCCGGGCUCCCGCCCACGUCCGCCACGCUCUGCACCCUACUCAAGGCCUGUGGUCUCGUCGAGGACGCCAUGAGGGUGUUUGUGCUCACGAAGUGCCCAAAGGAUGCCGCCCUGCACAAUGCUCUUCUCUCAGGUUGCGUGGAGAACGGCUGGUUCAGCGACGCCUUCUCGAUGCUGAGGCGGCAGAUAGAGCUCAAUGGGAUCUCGCUGACCUCUGCUCUCACGGCCUGCGCAGCGACAGCCAACUUGGCUUAUGGUAUGCAGGUGCAUUGCAAGGCUCUCCGUAGUGGGUUUGAUUCUGACACCAUUAUAUGCAAUGCGCUUAUUGACAUGUAUGCAAAAUGUGGGAGGGCAACAGCUGCGCGUAUAGUAUUCGACCGGAUGGCUACCAGAAAUGUGGUCUCCUGGUCAAGUAUGAUUGACGCUUACGGUCGCCAUGGACAUGGUGUGGAUGCUUUGGAUUUGUUUAAGCUAAUGGAGAAAGCUGCACCAAUGGUCUUGCCAAAUGCUAUCACAUUUCUGGCGGUUCUGUCAGCCUGCGGACACUCUGGUCUGGUGGAUGAAGCUCAGUCCAUGCUGCAUUUGAUGAAGAGCAAGUACGGGAUUGAUCCACAACCAGAGCACUACGCAUGUCUAAUAGACAUGCUAGGACGUACAGGCCGUAUUGACGAAGCUUGGGAUCUAUAUUGUAGUCUAACUGCAAGUUGA